Molecule: messenger RNA, 2935 nt
Organism: Pocillopora meandrina
Lineage: Eukaryota; Metazoa; Cnidaria; Anthozoa; Scleractinia; Pocilloporidae
Source: the annotation of a GenBank genome assembly
AUGGCGAACCGUGCGAUGUCGCGAAGACCAACGAAUAAGUGGGCAAUAGACUUGACUAGUCGGUACGAUCUCGAAAUUUCACCGACUGCUCUUUUAUUUUAUUUGUUGUGUAACUUGUGAUUGUCUUUUAAGUAACAGCUUAAGCUUUUAUUGUAGACAAAUGAGAGGUUUUGUAUUUUCGUUCCCAACGUUUAUGGUAAAUUUGUUCCCCCAGACCUCGUUAUGUGCCCGAUAGACAGUUUGUUCAGCAUAGUGAGCUUCCAGCACCACUUGGGUACACAGAGCACAAAGUUCAGCAUGUGGUUUGUAUAAUUUUUUCUUUUCUUAGAAUUUUGUCGGAUUCCUGGGUAAGUUUUCAGACUCUUUGUGACAUUAUUUGGGAACUUAGAGAGUAUUGCAUUUUGUCGUGUAUACACACAACAAUACAAAUAGUGUAAGGGUUGGAUUGAAGUAAAUUUAACGGCUCAAAAACCGUAAUCAGUUAAACUGUAAACCGAUUUCUUUAUUUUGCAUGGUAGAGUUUCAUAAAAUACUAGUGCAGCAAACUCUGACAUUACUAGUGAUGUGUAUUGCGACAGAGCCCCUUUAAUUUGAAGUCUUAUUUUUGUAUUAGGAAUCACGAGAGGCAAAUAGCACUCACCUUGUGGCAAAGGUACACUUCAUAAUAUUCAUUAGGAAUUUUUAAAGAUGUUCAAAUAUGCUAUUUACAUAGGUUUAUUUUAAAGCGUGUAAGAACCAUCUUGUGAUUUUCCAAGAGUAACAUAGUUCCUCAUUUGAAGAAAUUUAGGUCAUGUUUGGGUUCCUCUUUGGAGUCUCAAAGUUCAAGAGGAAAUAAAUCUUGACAUUUCUUUUGAAUAUAUAGUUAAAAAUCAUAGAAUAGUUUCUUUAGCACAUCUUUUUUAGUUCCCUCCAGAAUUAACAACAGAUGUAAUUUUGAAUUUUUCACUUUCAGAAAUCUUGGGAUAUAGCUCUUGGACCAUUCAAGCAAGUUCCAAUGAAUCUGUUUAUUAUGUACAUGGCGGGUAAUUCUAUUUCUAUUUUCCCAAUCAUGAUGGUGGGUAUGAUGUUCCUGAGGCCAGUCAAAGCUCUCCUAGCCAUCAAAUCAAGUAAGUACUCUUUGGCUCUGUUGGGACAAUUUAAAAACAAAAAGGAUUAUUAUUGGUAGCGAUGGCUGAAGUUUAGCCUUACCUCAUUAAUUUGUUUUAUUUUGUUAUUUUUUCAGCUUUUGUAUCUCUUGAAGGAGAACAUGACCAUGUUGCUCUUCAAAAAUUUUUCUAUCUUCUUGGAAACCUUUCUCUUGUUGCACUGGCGCUUUACAAAUGUCACUCCAUGGGACUCUUACCAACUGCCACAUCAGACUGGUUGGCUUUCAUGGCACACAAGACUGUGAGUUUGUUUCUUUCUAAUCACUUUAUUGUUGGAUACAGAAAACCAUGUACUAGAGAGAAGACUUUUUCGUAUCCUGAGUGUGUUAAAAGUACAGCAAUUUGCUAUCUUGUGGAAUUGUUACAUCAUUAUUGAAACCAAAUAUUUAUUCAGUUGAUGCCUUGUAUGGGAGUAAGAGAGCACUUUCUCCUGUUUUUGUGACACCUUUUAACUGCCAUGUAUAGGUAGUUUGUCAAGUUGCUGUCUGAAUUUUUACUCUUUUAAAAUGUGUUUUUGCAAUGUUACUUCAAACUCCUUGUUUACUACAACAUAAGUGAGUUAAUUUUCUCUAUACAAUUAUUCAUGUAUAAAUAUUAUUAUAUUAUCAUUGUUGUUUUUCAGAGAGUUGAGUACAGCGGAGGAGGUUUCAUUCUUUAGCAUCAGAGAAAGUUAUUUGUUGUCACAAAAGUAGCACUCCAGGCUGGCUUCUUUUGUUUACAUUUUUUCUAACCCUUUAACUUCCAAGAUCUCAUUAGUAAUUCUCCCUAUUGUCAGCUAUAUAGUUCUCAUGAUGUUAGUUUGGAGAAUUUGGUAUUGAAUCAACUAAUAAUAAUCCACUAAUGAAUAUUUUCCUUUAUUCUCAUUACUUGUCUGCUUGAUAUUGUAUUGAUAUUGUAAGGAGAAAUUCUGUCUUGGUCACUCAUGGGAGUUAAAGGGUUAAAACAAAAACUGAUGAUGUACUACAAGUAAAUUAAUCUGUGAAAUGAUGUGUACAUGAUAUAGCUUUCAGAUGAGUCAUACCCUGUAGAAUUUUAUUCCCUCUCUCUAAACUAACCCUUAACAUAAGGGAAAACUGUAAACCUCCAGACUUGUGUACCCUGUACAGGUGUGAGCUGGCAUUUUGUUCAGGACUUCCCUUGGAAACACAAGUACAACUGUUUGUGCAACAGACCUACGAAAAAGGGAAGUUUAGAGCUGUACAAAGUGUCCUAUUGGUUCGAAUGUGACACAAAAUUAACAGUACAAAGAAGAACAAUGAUUUUUUUUUUGUGUUUAAACUGCAAAUUUAUGUUGUAGACUUUAGGACCCAAGCUGGUAGAAGCUUUUCUGCUAUUUCUUAUGCCUUUUCCUGUGUAUAACCUCCAUGGUGAUCUCAGUAUGAAUGUUAUAACAAACAUGUAAUAGAGUUAAAGAAAGCAGAGGUUACAAUCACAUGCAGAGUACUUUGUUCCCUCAUGAAGUAAUGUUUAAGUACAAUUGAAAGCAAUGAUAUUAAUGAUAAAUCUUGUGUAGAUUGUAUUUGAAAUAAAUUGAAGAGAUAAAUUAUCAAUUGACAUGACAUACAUUUCUUUUUGGGGAUUAGAAGAGAACAGAAAUGCUGCUAUUUAACACCACACUUUCGCAAAACGAUCAAAUAAUUUGUUAAAUAGAUUUUUUUCUGGAGAUCUGGCUGACUAUCCCACAAUAGUGAGAUUUUCAAAUUAUUAGUUAUUUUCAUCCCAAGGUGAAAGUUGUGAGGAAUCCUUGCAUGUUAUUGGAUAAGACACUUUCCUAUCACUCCCAAUGCCUC